AUGUCCCAUAACAACUACUUGCCCCAUUUUCUUUCUUCAAUGACACACAACACACUCUCUAUAAUUAAUAUAGGGAUAGUACUAGUGGUGUUAGUUUUGAGUUUUGGAAUUGGAAGUGCACAACAAGUACCUUGCUAUUUUAUAUUUGGAGACUCUUUGGUUGAUAAUGGUAACAACAACCAGCUCACUUCAAUUGCAAAAGCUAAUUAUGCACCUUAUGGAAUUGACUUUCCUGGCGGACCAACUGGAAGAUUUUCUAAUGGCAAAACUUCUGUUGACGUAAUUGCUGAGCAAUUGGGAUUCAACGGUUACAUAUCGUCGUAUGCAUCGGCUAGAGGCCGAGACAUACUAAGAGGAGUCAAUUAUGCUUCGGCAGCUGCUGGAAUUAGAGAGGAAACUGGACAACAAUUGGGACAAAGAAUUAGUUUUAGAGGUCAAGUGGUAAAUUACCAAAGGACAGUGUCUCAGUUAGUAAAUAAUUUUGGAGAUGAGAAUACUACCGCGAAUUAUCUAAGCAAAUGCAUUUAUACAAUUGGAUUGGGAAGUAAUGAUUACCUUAACAACUAUUUCAUGCCUCAAAUCUAUUCUAGCAGUAGACAAUUCACACCACAACAGUAUGCUAAUGUUCUUCUUCAAGCAUAUGCUCAACAACUCAGGAUUCUAUAUAACUAUGGAGCAAGGAAAAUGGCAUUAUUUGGAGUUGGUCAAAUAGGUUGCAGUCCAAGUGAAUUGGCUCAAAACAGCCCAGAUGGUAGAACAUGUGUAGCUAGAAUCAAUUCUGCAAAUCAGUUAUUCAACAAUGGAUUAAAAUCUCUGGUUGAUCAAUUCAAUAACCAAUUUCCUGAUGCAAGAUUCAUCUAUGUAAAUGUUUAUGGUAUCUUUGGAGACAUCAUAAACAACCCAUCAGCCUAUGGUUUCAGAGUAACAAAUGCUGGAUGCUGUGGCGUAGGAAGGAACAAUGGCCAAAUUACAUGCCUGCCCCUACAACCUGCAUGUAGGGAUAGAAAUGGGUUCUUAUUUUGGGAUGCAUUUCAUCCAACAGAAGCUGGAAACACAGUUAUUGGUAAAAGAGCUUACAAUGCUCAAUCUCCAUCUGAUGCUUACCCUUUUGAUAUCAAUCGCUUAGCACAAAUCUAA
Messenger RNA from Vicia faba (fava bean), 1137 nucleotides. NCBI's taxonomy places the organism in Eukaryota, Viridiplantae, Streptophyta, Magnoliopsida, Fabales, Fabaceae. The record is from the annotation of a GenBank genome assembly.